UCUCUAUCUUAUCUUCUAUUCUCUAUCAUGCUCUUUCUUACCCUUCUGGCCCUGGCAAGCGGCAUCUCUGCCCUGCCCGGCCUGGCCCCCCGUUCAACCGACUACCCCGUCGUCAACGCCAACAUCAGCAUUGGCCAAACCAUCUACGUCAAAGAAGGCGACACCGUCUGGUCGCUGGCCGCCACGUACCGCGUCGGCGUGUGCGAUCUGGCCCGUAUGAACGGCCUCACCGACCCGGACUUCAUCUACCCCGGCGAGAAGUUCCUCAUCCCCGCCGUGCCCGCCCACCCGGACGACUUCUCCUGUCUGGACGUGAACAACACCGAGACCACCAACACCUGCAUCGUGGGCGGGCCGCACGUCUACACCACCAUGCCCGGCGACACGAUCCAGAAGAUCGCCAACGUGCGCUACAACAUCACCGUCGACGCCAUCAUGAACUACGCCGCCCAGACGGCGUACAUCGUCGAUCUGGCCCCGGGCCCGUACACCGAGCUCGAGGCAGACCAGCUGGUCAAGAUCCCCCUGUGCGAAAACACGGAAUGCAUCCUCCGCACCUUUGAGUUCCAUUACGGCACCAUGGUCGAUGUCGCCCGAUACUUUGGCGUCCAGACCGGCCAGAUCAUGUCGCUCAACCAGGGCUUCAACCAUUCCGACGGGGGGGCUGCUGCCAAUGCCGCCUUGAUGGUCACCACCAACUGCACCUAUUUUGACGAUUCAUGGUAUUAGCAUGCAUGCUUAGCCAUAGCUAAGCAUAGCCAUAGCGAUAGCCAUGGCUAUAGCUAUCUAUAUAGCUAUAAUAUAGCUAUAAUAUAGCUAUCCAUAAUAUAGAGCUAUGUCUAUAUUAGUGUCAGUUCGAUACGUCUAUUUCCAAUACAAGAAGAUUCGAG
Messenger RNA from Penicilliopsis zonata CBS 506.65, 890 nucleotides. RefSeq lists its product as hypothetical. The transcript is spliced from 2 exons. The coding region runs from base 28 to 729 and encodes 233 amino acids. The record is from RefSeq and is a predicted model, not a curated record. NCBI's taxonomy places the organism in Eukaryota, Fungi, Ascomycota, Eurotiomycetes, Eurotiales, Aspergillaceae.